AUGGUGGAUCGGUGGAGUAGGUUAGGCACAGGAGACACCGUGCAUCUCUGGGAGUUACGACCACCAUCUGAAAAAAAUUUGGUUACAGUUGGUGAUGGUGCAUGUGGGAAGACAUGUUUGUCUAUUGUAUUUAGCAAAGACCAAUUCGCUGAAGUUUAUGUGCCCACAGUAUUUGAAAAUUAUGUAGCAGAUAUUGAAGUGGAUGGAAAACAGGUGGAGUUGGCUUUGUGGGACACAGCUGGUCAAGGUUAUGAUCACCUUAGACUGCUUUCCUACCCAGAUACUGGUGUUAUGUGUUUUUCCUGUUACCCUGUUAGUGUAGGAAACAUCCCAGAGAAAUGGACCCCAGAGGUGAAGCACUUCUGUCCCAAUACACCCAUUAUCCUGGCUCUGAACAAGAAGGAUCAUCGAAAUGAUGAGCGCACCAGGCCAGAACUGGACAAGAUGAAGCAAGAGCCAGAGAAACCUGAAGAAGGAAGAGAUAUGACAAAUCAGAUGGGUGCAUUUGGUUAUAUGGAGUGUUCAGCAAAGACCAAAGUUGGUGUAAGGGAGGUUUUUGAAAUGGCCAAAAAAGUGGCUUUGCAAGCCAGAAGUACAAAGAAAAUAUCUGGGUGCCUUGUCUUGUAA
Messenger RNA from Dromiciops gliroides (monito del monte), 627 nucleotides. Its product is annotated as transforming protein RhoA-like. Gene Ontology annotation, cellular component: dendritic spine; cleavage furrow. Bases 1 to 627 code for a protein of 208 amino acids. NCBI's taxonomy places the organism in Eukaryota, Metazoa, Chordata, Mammalia, Microbiotheria, Microbiotheriidae. Gene Ontology annotation, molecular function: GTPase activity; GTP binding. Gene Ontology annotation, biological process: cell migration; small GTPase-mediated signal transduction; stress fiber assembly. The record is from RefSeq and is a predicted model, not a curated record. The transcript has 2 exons.